AUGAACAAAGUUAUCUGUCUUCUAUCACUAUUGUUGGCUACUUCUUAUGCACUCUAUGAUUCACGAUCCAAAGUGUAGCUCCUUACACCUUAAACAUUCAGGGAGAAAGUCUUAAACUCUAAAUCACUUUGGAUAGUUGAAUUCUUUGCUCCAUGGUGUGGCCAUUGCAAAGCACUAGCCCCCGAAUAUGAAAAGGCAGCAAAGGCUCUAGAAGGAAUAGUGAAUAUUGCUGCGGUUGAUGCAGAUGCUCACAAGGACCUUGGAGGACAGUAUGGUAUUUAAGGAUUCCCUACAAUCAAAUUUUUUGGAGAAAACAAAAGUUCUCCUUCUGAUUACCAAGGAGAAAGAUCAGCCUAAGGAAUAAUCAACUUUGCAUUAGAAUAAGUGAAAUCGACUGUGAAUAGUAGAUAAAAAGGAUCAUCGUCAAAUAGAAAUUAAUAAAAACAAUCGUCUGGAUCUGGAUCUGGAUCAGGAUCUGGAUCAGCUGAUGAUGUUAUUGUUCUUACCGAUUCAACAUUUGAUGAAAAUGUUCUUAAAUCUAAGGAUUCUUGGUUCGUUGAAUUCUAUGCACCUUGGUGUGGGCACUGUAAGAAACUAGAACCUGAAUGGAAUAAAGUAGGAUCAGAUCUUAAGGGAAAAGUCAAAGUGGCUAAGGUAGAUGCCACUGCAAAUACUUAAUUAGCAACUCGUUUUGGAGUCUCAGGAUAUCCAACUUUGAAAUUCUUCCCUGCAGGUUUCUCCAAUGACUCAGAAGUUAUCUCUUAUGAUGGUGCUAGAGAUUCCUCUGCAAUGAUAGAGUUUGCUUUAGAAUAAUCUAAUAAGUCAAAGAAGGUUGAAGUAUUGGAACUAUUAUCAAAAGAUAUCUUAAAAGAAAAUUGCCUUGAUUACAAUGGUGUCUGUAUAAUUGCAUUUCUACCUCAUAUCUACGAUAGUAAUAAAUAAGAAAGAAAUUAAUAUAUCAAUUAAUUGUUAGAAGUUGCUAAAUCACUGAAAAAUAAGCCAGUGAAUUUCUUAUGGACUUAAGGAGGAGAUAACUAUGAAUUUGAAGAAGCAUUCUAAAGUGCUGCUGCACAUCCUUCAGUAAUGGCGUUAAGUGGCAGAAAAUCUGUUUAUGCUAAACUUAAAGGAGCAUUCAGUAAAUAAAAUAUUGAAUAAUUUGUGAAUAAUGUAUUAAACGGAAGAGAGCACUUUAAUUAGUAUUCUUAACUUCCUCAUUUUAAAAAAGUUGACAAAUGGGAUGGAUAGGACCAUAAACCAGUUUAUAAUGAUGAAUUCUGAAUAUUGUGUAAUUGUAUAAGUUAUGGUUAUCGUUAUUUG
Molecule: messenger RNA, 1317 nt
Organism: Paramecium tetraurelia
Lineage: Eukaryota; Ciliophora; Oligohymenophorea; Peniculida; Parameciidae
Exons: 4
Biological process (GO): response to endoplasmic reticulum stress
Cellular component (GO): endoplasmic reticulum lumen
Molecular function (GO): protein disulfide isomerase activity; protein-disulfide reductase activity
Source: RefSeq, a predicted model, not a curated record